Molecule: messenger RNA, 1242 nt
Organism: Neogale vison (American mink)
Lineage: Eukaryota; Metazoa; Chordata; Mammalia; Carnivora; Mustelidae
Gene: RNF7
Product: ring finger protein 7
Exons: 3
Coding region: 65-406 (113 amino acids)
Biological process (GO): protein ubiquitination; ubiquitin-dependent protein catabolic process
Cellular component (GO): nucleus; Cul5-RING ubiquitin ligase complex
Molecular function (GO): zinc ion binding; ubiquitin protein ligase activity; cullin family protein binding
Source: RefSeq, a predicted model, not a curated record
GAGCCGCCAUAGCCGCCCGCCUCCCGCGACUUAACGUCUCCGCUGCCGGCUCCGCGUCGCCGCCAUGGCCGACGUGGAAGACGGAGAGGAACCCUGCGCCCUGUCCUCUCACUCCGGGAGCGUAGGCUCAAAGUCGGGAGGCGACAAAAUGUUCUCUCUCAAAAAGUGGAACGCGGUGGCUAUGUGGAGCUGGGACGUGGAGUGCGAUACGUGCGCCAUCUGCAGAGUCCAGGUGAUGGAUGCCUGUCUUAGAUGUCAAGCUGAAAACAAACAAGAGGAUUGUGUUGUGGUCUGGGGAGAAUGUAAUCAUUCCUUUCACAACUGCUGCAUGUCCCUGUGGGUGAAACAGAACAAUCGCUGCCCUCUCUGCCAACAGGAUUGGGUGGUCCAAAGAAUCGGCAAAUGAGAGUGGUGGAAGGCUUUCUUAGUGCAUUGGUUUGGAGCCCUGGUGGAUCUUGUUAUCAAGUGCCCUACAAAGGCCAGAACACUCCAGGGAACUAAUUCUUCAAGUAGGAGGAGAUGGCUCUGUGGUCUUUUGGUACUCAUCAGAGGCAUAGUUCGGCAUUUUGUUAGUUUUAUUUUCAGAAAUUCUCUACAAUUAAGAAGAUAAUUUAUUAAAGAUGGUCUUUCCUACCUCUGUGGUAUGUGUCACACACACUGCUUAGAAGUGCUUUAAAGGAGGAGAGAGCUACAAAUUGAAUGACUUUCAUAAUUUACUUACUGAUAUCCAAGGGGCUGUGGAAGCAGUUCCAUUAGGAGGAGAACUUGUUGCAUGUUUAUAGUCGAUCAGUUAAAAAAAAAAAAAAAAGACAAUGUUACAGUAACAAAUAAAGUGCAGUUUAAAACCCAAUUCUUAUCCUCAAUUUGUUCCUGAUAUUUAUUUUUGGCGGGAGGGGGUGAUUCAUGAACUCUUUAUUUGAUACAAUGAAAAUUUUAAGUUUGGACCAGUGAACAGGGUAAAUAAAAUUUAACCUUUGGGCAUAUGCAAUUUCAGUUGUCUUUCAAGCUAUCAUCCUCUGUCUUGGGCUCAUCAAGAAAACCUAAAUUUACAUUCACCUCACUGCUCAGUCAUUGGACGAUAAAGAACAGAAGUAUUUUCAAGUUCUGGUCAGAUUAUGUUGUAAUUAAACUGUGUUUUGGGUGGAAUGUUAAUGAGGGGAAAUGUUUACCACUGUAGCAUUGGAUCAAAAAGUUUAUUUUAUUACACAAUGUUUUAAUAAAUGGUUUAUUCUGUUUAUUUAA